This is a messenger RNA of Phytomonas sp. Hart1, 3216 nucleotides long. The record is from the annotation of a GenBank genome assembly. NCBI's taxonomy places the organism in Eukaryota, Euglenozoa, Kinetoplastea, Trypanosomatida, Trypanosomatidae.
AUGACCGAUUCCGCGGAUGUCUCGUUCCACGACAUCCGCUCCAGCGGGUCGAUGUUUUCCUCCCAGCAGCUAUCCGCCCUGAGCCUAAAACGGCCCUCCUUCGGCAAAUCCCCCACGUCCUCUUUUGUGCUGAUUAAUAACAAGCGGACGUGGCGGCCUCCGGGGAGUGUACUUCGCUCGAUCACGCAGUACUUCCCGCGCGGGACGCCGUGGUCGUUUGCGCUGUUGACCCCCUCCAUCCGUCUGUUCACGGAGCGAACGGAGGGGAUUGCGUGCGCCGGCUACGCCGUGAUGCCUUGCGUGGCCGGGGAAGUCUACGUCCCCGCCCAUCGGGAGGGCGGCCUGGUGGAGGACGACGUCCCUCGCGCCGCAGGGCAUCACGGGCACUCCACCACCCCCUACGACGACGAGGACGCGGAGGAGGAGAACCCGUUUUAUUUGUUUACCUGCCCAGAGGCCGAGGGGGGGCGGCGAUAUACCGAGGCGAGCGGGCAUCGCUACCCCUACACCGGGUACCAGUAUCCAUACGGGAGGCCCAGCCCCGGCGGUCCCCCACGGAAGUCUGAUCAGGAUCCUUUUGAUAGGGAGAUAAGCGAUGAAAACGAAUUCAACACGUCGAACGGAGACUGCGUGGAUGUCGUCCACUCCUCUACGUGCACCUUUGCGGCGCGCUGCUGGCGCCAGUGCGGGCAAGAGGAUAUGCUCUUUUCGGUAUCUGUGAUGUGUGCCUCAACCAAAGCUUUACAGUUGGCAAUAUUGAAUGUGUGGUGGCUUUCCCGAUACCAUAAUGUUUCUCUCAAACUAGUGAAUAUGUGUAAUAACGACCAGCUGACAAAGUUCUCGAUGCUUCGCCAGCUUUUGACCAUAACCGACCUCCACUGUGUGCGCUGCACGCUAACGGCGGAGUGGAUGCAGUCAAUCUCAACCUGCGCAGAUCUCACCACCCUUAGCAUUAUUUCCUGCAUUGCAAGCAAACCUGGGGUUUCACUUGUCUAUAUCGACUCUAUUUUAUCCUCUUCCGUGGUGGAGGGGCGCCGUGGACACACCAAGUGGUACCUUUCGGGCACUUUGUCGAUAGGCCUCUUGAAAAAGCUCAAAUGCCUACAUAUUUCUUGCACACCGUUACAGCAGGAAUUCAUUGAAGUCUUGGGAUCCUGCACGAACUUGGUGUGUGUGCUACUGCACCGCUGCAAAGGGGUGGAAUCCCUGCAGCCGCUAACCAAGCUCCCCAAGCUGCGCUGCUUCAGCCUGCAAAACUGCUCGAUCAAAGACGAUAAGGUCCAAUUCCUCGGGGAAUGUACAAAGCUUCGACACCUUCACCUUAUUGAGUGUCGUCGUAUGACGUACCUGGGCUUCUUGAGCGGCAUCGGUGGAUCUCUUCGGUUGCUCAACCUUUCUCAAAACUACUUUUCUGAUGAGCACAUGCAGCAGAUCGCCAACUGCACGCAACUGGUUGAGCUUCAUCUAAAUUCACUCAAGCGGCUCACAAACGUCAACCAUCUUCAGCCUUUACGGCAGCUGGAGGUCUUGAGUUUGUCCGAUAACUCGCUUGUGGAUAACGGCUGCACGGCGCUGCUUGAUAUGCCACUUUCCCGUCUCGAUCUCUCUCGUUCUGGAAACCUUAGGUCCGUCAAUAACUGGAUAUCUUUGGUGUCCCAACUCGUAUCGCUUGAUUUGUCCUGCAGCGGGGUAAAGAGCGAGGGUUUGAGCGCACUCUCCGCGUGUAAGGUAUUGCGUUACUUAAACCUCUCUGAGUGUAUUCGGCUCACUACAAUCGCGUUUGUUAAACCGCUUUCGGUGUUGCGUUGGCUCAGCCUAGCGAGAACCUCCCUUACGGACGACGAAGCGCAGCACCUAUCGGACCUCAUCUUAUUGCGGUACCUCUCUCUAAAAAGUUGCAAAUAUUUACGCGAGCUUGAUUUUGUCGAGAACCUCACCACUCUGGAGUACCUCGAUUUGGAGAACACUUCUCUAACGGAUUCGUGCAUCCAACGGUUGGCGAAGUGCACGGCGCUCAAAUUGCUUAACCUUUCUCGUUGCUUCUCGCUGACGGACAUCACGCCGUUGGGAAGGAUGCCCGCGCUGAAGGCGCUUAACCUUUCCUACACAAGCCUGACGGUCGCCGGUAUGAGCCGGCUUCACGAGUGCACCGCGCUUGAGGUCCUCUACCUGCAGAGCUGUCGUCAGCUGAGGAGCCUAGCAGGGCUCCAUAGCCUGAGGAACCUGAAGAGGCUUGACUUGGACUACUUUUCGAUGGUCGACGAGAUGGGUUCGUCGUUUGGCACGACCUCGCGCCGGCUAAGCUCACUGAGCGGCUUUACAAGCUUACAGCAGACGUUUAAUUCACAGCGAACCGUGAAGAGUGACAUCUUCUCGGAAAUGCUCUCCAGCAGCACCAUUGGGGUGCACAGCGCGCUGAGCCGGACCUCCUCCACGCUCGGAACGGAGACGUCCUCGCACAACUCGAUGAUUCUGUUAGGGGAUUCCCCCAAGACGUCGUUGUUCCCGCCGAUGCUGUUCCCCAAGGACUCGGACGCGCCGCCAAGCCUGACCCUUCCGGAUCUUCUGACCUUUUCGAUCCGGCGCGGGGUGUUGAACGACCUGCACCUCGCCCUGCAGCUCACGUCGAGCACGCGGCUGACGCACCUCGACCUGUCGGAGUGUCGCCACCUAACGACCCUGGCGGGGCUGCCCCCGCUCCCGCAGCUGCGCGCGAUGGUCGCAGUCAACGCGGGCCUCACUAACGCGGCCCUCGCCGUCGUCGGGGGCUACACCGCUCUCGAGCGGCUCUCCGUUGCCGGCUGCGCGGCCCUCACGGACCUCUCCGCGCUGGGCCGCCUGCGCCGGCUGCGCGUGCUCGACGCGUCGCGGACGCACCUGACGGACGCCGGGCUUGCCGGGCUGGCGGGCUGCGCCGGGCUCGUCUUCCUCAGCCUGGGGCGCUGCGCGGGGGUCACCGACGUCGCCGCGCUGGCGGCGCUGGGGCGGCUGCGGGAGCUCCACCUCGAGGGGACCGGCGUCACCGCGGACGGCGUCGCAAGCCUCGCGCGGUGCCCCGCCCUCCAACGCCUUUACCUUACACGAUGCCGACGACUCACCAGCAUCGCAGGGCUCCAGGGGGCACUCACGCGGCUCGACGUGCUGGAGGUCUACGGCACCGCCGUCCCACACCGCAUCGCCGGCAAGCCCCAGCAGGUCGGAUGCACGCUGCUCUAA